GCCGGAGCCAUCUUGGCAUAUGCACAGUCCGCAGGCUCCGGUCCGAGUCCCCUUCCGUGCGCGGAGCGGCAGGUGCCUGGGUGGGACAAGAGCGGCGAAGCCGGGAGGGCGGGCAGGCCAUGCCUCGGGGGUGCCAUGGACCCGCGGCAGGGGUGUUCCCUUAACAGAUGCCACCCCCAUCCAGGUCAAGGAUAUGAGCACAGGAAGCACAGACACCAGCAGCCGGGGCCGGGAUCUUAUUCUGAUUUCCAGCUCAAGCAAAUAGAGUUUCUCAAGGGUCAAGUCACAGAAGUACCCCUGAUUGGAAAGCAGACUGCAGCACCACCACCACCUGUCCUCCUAGGACCCUGGCCAAGGUUUCCAGAACCACCUGUCUGGUACAGGCAGCUGGAGAGCUGGGGUGUCCCUAGGACAGUACAUCUCACAAGUCAGAAACUCCAUAGAGGAUUCCAGCAUCCCACACUGCGUGGCAGGGUUCUGCCAUGGAGAGGUGUCGAUAGGCUUUCCUCACGUUUCCAGGAACUAAGUAUCAACCAAGAUCAGGAACAAAGGAUCUUAAAGCUCCUGGAGGAGCUCAGGGAAGGGAAGGCCACGACAGCACAUGAUCUGGCUGGGAAACUUGGAGUCCCAAAGAAGGAAGUCAAUCGAGUUUUGUACUCUCUGGCCAACAAGGGUAAGCUGUACCAGGAGGCAGGAAAGCCCCCUUUGUGGAGAGUUGCAGUCUCAGUUCAGGCUGAGAACCAGCAGAGUGAAGUAGUGAGACCAGACAGGUGUAGCCAGAGAGCCCCAGACUCGGGCCCCAACUCGGACACUGAAGAUAGAAAGCCCACGUCUAUCUCAGAAGAUCUUCUUGACCCUUUUGAGAUGGCUGAAAUCAAGGAGAGAAUCUGUGACUACCUGUUCAAUGUGUCUGACUCUUCUGCCCUGAAUUUAGCUAAAAAUAUUGGCCUCACCAAGGCCCGAGAUGUGAAUGCCAUGCUGAUUGACCUGGAAAGGCAGGGGGACGUCUACAGGCAAGGGACAACCCCUCCCAUAUGGUAUCUGACAGACAAGAAGCGAGAGAGGAUGCAAAUGAAGAGAAACACAAACAGCUUUCCUGAAACCACUCUGGCUGCUAUUGCAGAGACCAAAAGAAACACAGAGUUCCCCACCUGUAACUUACUGAUGCCAAAUGUCUCCAGUAACAUGGUCACCACAGAACAAGUGGAGAAUGGGCAAGCACCUCUCAUAAAGUUAGAAGACAGACAGGUGGCUAGACCAGAACCUGUAAAAUUGAAACCACCCGUUCAUAGCAAUGGCCCCUCAAAAGCAGGGUCUGUUGACCUCGAAAAGGGCCAGUGGGCCACAGAUGAUAUCCCAGAUGACUUGAAUAGCAUCCAUGCACCACCAGGUGAGUUCCGCGCCAUCAUGGAGAUGCCCUCCUUCUACAGUCAGAACUUGCCACGGUGCUCCAUCUACAAGAAACUGACAGAGUGCCGGCUGAAGAACCCUGUCAGUGGGCUGCUGGAGUAUUCUCAGUUCGUCAAUCAGGUCUGUGAGUUCAACUUGAUAGACCAGAGUGGACCGCCCCAUGAACCACGAUUUAAAUUCCAGGUUGUCAUGAGUGGCCGGGAGUUUCCCCCAGCAGAAGCUGGCAGCAAGAAAGUGGCCAAGCAGGAUGCGGCUAUGAAAGCCCUGAGAAUUCUGCUUGAGGAGGCCAAAGGCAAGGACAGUGGGAAAUCCGAAGAACCGUCCCACCAUUCCGCAGAGAAAGAAUUGGAGAAGAUUGCAGAGCCCCAGCCCGCCACCCCUUCAGCAGCACCAUUAUUUCCUGGGAAGAGCCCUGUCACUGCACUGCUCGAGUGCGUGCACAAACUGGGCAGCUCCUGUGAAUUCCGCCUCCUGUCCAAAGAAGGCCCUGCCCAUGACCCCAAAUUCCAAUACUGUGUUGCAGUGGGAGCCCAGACUUUUCCCACAGUGAGUGCCCCCAGCAAGAAAGUGGCAAAGCAGAUGGCUGCAGAGGAAGCCAUAAAGGCCCUGCACGGGGAGGCGACCAGCUCUGAUGACCAGCCUGGAGACACAAACACAGAAUCCUGUGAGAACUUGGAGUCUGUGGUGCCUGGCAAAGUUCGGCGGAUUAAUGAGCUUGUCAAGUACCUGAACACCAACCCUGUGGGUGGCCUGCUGGAGUAUGCUCGCUCCCAUGGCUUUGCUGCCGAAUUCAAGUUGGUUGACCAGUCUGGACCUCCUCAUGAGCCCAAGUUUGUUUACCAAGCAAAAGUUGGCGGUCGCUGGUUCCCAGCUGUGUGUGCACACAGCAAGAAGCAGGGCAAGCAGGAGGCAGCAGAUGCCGCUCUCCGUGUGCUGAUUGGGGAGAACGAGAAGGCAGAACGCAUGGGUUUCACAGAGGUAACCCCAGUGACAGGGGCCAGUCUCAGAAGAACUUUGCUCCUCCUCUCAAGGUCCCCAGAAGCACAGCCUAAGACACUCCCGCUCACUGGCAGCACUUUCCACGACCAGAUAGCCAUGCUGAGCCACCGCUGCUUCAACACCCUGACUAACAGUUUUGAGCCAUCCUUGCUUGGCCGUAAGAUCCUGGCCGCCAUCGUCAUGAAGAAAGACUCUGAGGACAUGGGUGUUGUAGUAAGCCUGGGGACCGGAAAUCGGUGUGUGAAGGGAGACUCCCUCAGCCUGAAGGGAGAAACUGUCAAUGACUGCCACGCAGAGAUCAUCUCCCGGAGGGGCUUCAUCAGAUUUCUCUACAGUGAAUUAAUGAAAUACAACUCCCAGACAGCAAGGGACAGCAUAUUUGAACUCGCUAGGGGAGGAGAAAAGCUCCAGAUAAAGAAGACUGUGUCAUUCCACCUCUAUAUCAGCACUGCGCCCUGUGGAGACGGUGCCCUCUUCGACAAGUCCUGCAGUGACCGGGCCAUGGAAAACAUAGACUCCUCCCACCACCCUGUCUUUGAGAAUCCCAAACAAGGCAAGCUCCGUACCAAGGUAGAGAAUGGGGAGGGCACAAUCCCUGUGGAGUCCAGCGACAUUGUGCCUACGUGGGAUGGCAUUCGGCUCGGGGAGAGACUCCGUACCAUGUCCUGUAGUGACAAAAUCCUACGCUGGAACGUGCUGGGCCUACAAGGGGCACUGUUAACUCACUUCCUACAGCCUGUGUAUCUCAAAUCUGUCACAUUAGGUUACCUUUUCAGCCAAGGGCAUCUGACCCGUGCUAUUUGCUGUCGUAUGACGAGAGAUGGGAGUGCAUUUGAGGAUGGACUACGAUACCCCUUUACUGUCAACCACCCUAAGGUUGGCCGAGUCAGUGUAUAUGAUUCCAAAAGGCAAUCUGGGAAGACAAAGGAGACAAGUGUCAACUGGUGUCUGGCCGAUGGCUAUGACCUAGAGAUCCUGGACGGCACCAGAGGCACCGUGGAUGGGCCACGGAAUGAAUUGUCCCGGGUCUCUAAAAAGAACAUUUUUCUUCUAUUUAAGAAGCUCUGCUCCUUCCGUUACCGCAGGGAUCUACUGAAACUCUCCUAUGGUGAGGCCAAGAAAGCUGCCCGAGACUAUGAGAUAGCCAAGAACUACUUCAAAAAAGGCCUGAAGGAUAUGGGCUAUGGGAACUGGAUAAGCAAGCCCCAGGAGGAAAAGAACUUUUAUCUCUGCCCAGUAUAGCAUGAUUCAGUGACAGGUGGAUUGGGGUGAGAGAGGUAGGAUUUGCAUUCCUUGUUAUGUUGGUCAGAGGGUAUAUUUCUCCUCCUUUCCUCCCCCACCCACACCUGGGUUAAGUUUUACUUGUCCUGCUUUCUUGGGGAUUGCAAGGCAGGGUCUAGUCAGGCCCCUAUCUCUUUUCCUAUGUGAUGAGUCAGAGACUUAGGGGAGAGAAAAGGGGUCACCUUUUCCUUCCCCAAAAAGCAAAAGCAGUCACUGAGCCCCUGUAGCCUAUUUCCUCUAAAUUGUUUUAUUUUUUUCCUUUUCCUUUGUGUUUACUGCACUGAUCUCUUGAUCAGGCCUGGUCAACUCUGUGCAUCAUGUCAGGGACUUAGGACUCAUUUGUGAAUUCUGCAGACCCCUCUACUUCCCUCUCCCCCCUUCUGAGGUUACUUCCUUGUUAUCAAAGUUUCUCUGUUUCCUCCCCAAGAGGAUAAAGACGUGAACUUAAAAGAA
Molecule: messenger RNA, 4143 nt
Organism: Otolemur garnettii (small-eared galago)
Lineage: Eukaryota; Metazoa; Chordata; Mammalia; Primates; Galagidae
Gene: ADAR
Product: adenosine deaminase, RNA specific
Exons: 15
Coding region: 136-3651 (1171 amino acids)
Biological process (GO): adenosine to inosine editing; RNA processing
Cellular component (GO): nucleolus; cytoplasm
Molecular function (GO): double-stranded RNA binding; tRNA-specific adenosine deaminase activity; double-stranded RNA adenosine deaminase activity
Source: RefSeq, a predicted model, not a curated record